AAUCUACCUGCUUGGUGUGCGCUGUAUAAUUGGUUCUGUGAUAGUAUCUACUUCGUAAAAUAUACCUAAAUAUUAUCAAUAAGCCGCCAUGCUACGUUUUCUCGAUAAAAAAGUGGUCGUUACUGGUUCCACAUACGGAAUUGGUUUCUCGAUUGCUGAACGAUUUGCUAAAGAAGGAGCAAAGGUAGUCAUAUCCAGCAGAAAAACAAACCAUGUUCAAGAAGCGACACAAAAACUUCGGAACAAAGGAUAUGAAGUAAAAGGUGUGGUGUGUCACGUAUCAAAAGCUAAUGAAAGAAAGAAGCUUUUCGAACAGGCUGAGGAGUAUGGAGGGAUAGAUAUUUUGGUCAUGAAUGCAGGUGUUAAUCCCGUUCCAUGUGAAGUACUAGAUAGCCCAGAAAGCGCUUGGGACAAAACAUUCGAAGUGAAUGUCAAGGCCCCAUUCCUCUUGUCUCAAGAAGCUCUUCCACUACUCAAGAAAAGUCCAGCAGGUAGAAUCAUUUACAUGAACACCGGAAGCGUCUACUACCAUGCCGAAUAUCUGGGUGCAUACAUUUGCAGCAAGAUGGCGCUACUGGGACUCAUGAAAAUGGCAUCCAGGCAAUUGGCGAAGCAUGGUAUAACGGUGAAUAGUGUGGCUCCGGGGCCAGUGUUGACAGUAUUUGGCGAAAUUUUGAGACAUAAGACAGAAGAACUCAAUGCCGUAUGUCCUAUGAAAAGAUUUGGCACACCUGAGGAAGUUUCCAAUUUGGUAGCAUUUUUAGCGUCAGAAGAAUCGUCGUAUAUAACCGGUGAAAAUAUUGUCGUGAAUGGAGGAAUACAUUCAAGACUAUGAAGAAGAGAGUAUUUAUAAGGAAUUUGUUACACAAACCAAUGUUAUUUAUCAACAGUGUGAAUGAGAAUGUAUAUAGUUUAUUCAUCGAGGAAAUACAUAUAGAUAUGAAUCAA
Messenger RNA from Phaedon cochleariae (mustard beetle), 948 nucleotides. The record is from the annotation of a GenBank genome assembly. Lineage: Eukaryota; Metazoa; Arthropoda; Insecta; Coleoptera; Chrysomelidae.